AUGAGAGUAUUAAGAUUCAAGCAUAUCUUUUUGGGGAACUUUAAUGAGUCCAAUGAAGCAUUCCAGAUAGUGCUCGCCUUCCUUCUGAUUCCAUGUUGCUUAGCUCAAGAUUACAGAGCACGUCCUAUUUUACCAAAGGUGUCUUUCCUCUGGGCAUGGAAUGCCCCGACUGAACCUUGUGUUGGAGCAUCUAAUCAGCCCCUGGAUCUGAGCCUGUUCACUUUAAUAGGAAGCCCCCGGAAAGAUGCCUUAGGGCAAGAUGUUACAAUAUUUUACGUGGAUAGACUUGGCUACUAUCCCUACAUAGAUCACAAAGGCAAGCUUGUGAAUGGAGGAAUCCCUCAGAAGGGCUCCUUACAAAACCAUUUGGACAAAGCUAGGAAUGACAUUAUAUAUUAUAUUCCAAAGGACAAAGUGGGCAUGGCUGUCAUCGACUGGGAAGAAUGGAGGCCCACAUGGGCGAGAAACUGGAGACCUAAAGAUAUUUAUAGGAAUCUCUCUAUUGACUAUGUUCAGCAAAAAAAUGCAACCCUUAGUGUUGCAGAGGCUACCAAGAUAGCCAAGGAUGAAUUUGAGACGAUAGGAAAGGCUUUCAUGCUAGACACUUUAAGGUUGGGGAUAUCAAUUCGACCAAAGCAUUAUUGGGGAUAUUAUCUUUUCCCUGAUUGUUAUAACACUCAUUAUAAACAAGCUAAUUACAAUGGAAGUUGCUUUUAUAUAGAAAAGAAAAGAAAUGAUGAUCUUGAGUGGUUGUGGAAGGAAAGCACUGCCCUUUACCCAUCUAUUUAUUUGAACACACAAAUGACUCCUGAUCGAGGUGCGCUUUAUGUGCGAAACCGAGUUCAUGAAGCCAUUAGGGUUUCCAAAGUACGUAAUGCUGCCGACCCACUUCCAGUUUUCGUAUAUACCCGCCUAGUUUUUACAGAUGACGUUAUGAAAUUCCUUUCUGAGGAAGACCUUGUACAUACAUUUGGUGAAACUAUUUCACAGGGUGCCUCUGGAAUUGUAAUUUGGGGAAGCCUUACUUUACUGAGAGCUGCGACAGCUUGCUUGGACCUAGAGAAUUACAUGCAAAAAACAGUGAAUCCUUACAUAAUUAACGCCUCCCUAGCAGCCAAAAUGUGUAGCCAAGUGCUUUGUGCGGAGCAAGGUGUGUGUACAAGGAAAGACUGGAAUUCAGAUGCCUAUCUUCACCUGAAUCCCCAUAAUUUUGCUAUUCAGAUGUCAACAGAUGGACAGUACUUAGUAAGUGGAAAACCCACAAUUGAUGACCUACAGGAACUUGCUGAUAAUUUUCAAUGCACCUGUUUUACCAACACGACUUGUGAGACCAGAACUAAUGUAACAGACGUUAGUAGUAUUAAUGUGUGUAUUAAUGAUGGUCUUUGUAUAGAUGCCUUACUAAAAGUAGAACCUGGUGAGCAUUCUGAAUUGGAGGACGGACUUUUUGUCACUUCCCAUGUUCACUCUUUCUUCACAUCAGUUACCACAAUGGUCUUUUUAAACAUUUUCAUCAGUUUUACAGUGAAUUUGUAA
Messenger RNA from Otolemur garnettii (small-eared galago), 1536 nucleotides. RefSeq names its product sperm adhesion molecule 1 (gene SPAM1). Gene Ontology annotation, molecular function: hyalurononglucosaminidase activity. Bases 1 to 1536 code for a protein of 511 amino acids. Gene Ontology annotation, biological process: fusion of sperm to egg plasma membrane involved in single fertilization; carbohydrate metabolic process; hyaluronan catabolic process. The transcript has 3 exons. The record is from RefSeq and is a predicted model, not a curated record. Gene Ontology annotation, cellular component: acrosomal vesicle. NCBI's taxonomy places the organism in Eukaryota, Metazoa, Chordata, Mammalia, Primates, Galagidae.